GAUGUCCCGGGGAAUCGCGCGUCCCGGUCGGUGAGAUGCCGGUAACGGCGCAGAGAGGAUGCGGCGGCGGGGCCGCGUGCUGCUGGCGCGUGCUGCUGCUCGCUGCCUCCGCGCUCGUGAUGCUGGUGGAGAGAGCGGCGCGUGAGUGACCUUACAAUGCAUCACCAUCCAGAUGUAUACUAAACAGUAUAUACACGACAUACUGCCCUUACAAGAAAGUACCAAGGUGGUAUCAUGUGCUGUAUUGUGUUGGGUUCUACCUAUGGGAGAAUGAGCUGUGGUUGGCUGGACUGACCUUUGCCCUCUUGUUGCCGGGGUCAUUGGUGCAGGUGUUGAGUUUCAGGUGGUACAGGGCAGACGGAGACAAACACAUAUGCCACAAUUUCAUCGUACACACACUUCACCUGGGCAUCUUCAAACGGUUGUGGGACUGCAGUGUGUGUGAGUGGACAGCUCAGGGCUCGUCGCAGUCGCAUGCGCAGGAGGUGAUGCAGCAUGCGGAUGCGUCUGCUCUGCGUCUUUUGGAGGUCUUAUUGAUGACAAUACCACAGACGUUUCUGCAGACAUAUGCGCUCACCGUUACCGGCUACGGCCUCUCCUCACCCGUUGCUCUGUGUGGUGGUGUGUGUUUGCUCUCGCUGUCCUGGGCGUUGGUGCUCUACAGCCGGGCGUGUUGUCUCAUUCGUCCAGGCCAUUUGCAGAUGCCACCAGCGGCUCUGCUGUGCCAGCUACUGUGGAGAACAAGCAUGUUAGCUGCCCGCUUUACCAGCCUCACCUUGUUCACCCGCACCUUCGGCUGUUGGGUCAUCGGGGUCAUGGCAUCUCAUUGGUUGAUUGCAGCACUCUGGUUGGUCUCCCAGCAGACUGACAUAUAUGUGGGCCAGUGGUCGUGGCGUGUGUUUAACUUCGUUCUGGGAGGCGUGCACGUGUUCCUGUUUCUCAAUGUGAAGGACGGCCCCUCUCGAUUCCGGAUGGCAGGAUUCUACACGGUGAUGUUUUUGGAAAAUGCUACACUGCUAUUGGCUGCUUCUGGCCUCCUGACUGAUGCAUCGUGGGAUAGCCUGACUGUCCCCACUGUUGUUCUGUGUAGCUUUCUACUCGGUCUGACCUCGCUGAUAUUGUACUAUCGUUUCCUGCAUCCCAAAUCCACUGAAAUCUCUCAGGGUCUGCGCCAGCAAGCGCAGAUCGGCCGUGAGAUUCUUCAGCCGCUUGAUUCAUCCAUCUCUCUGGGAGACAAAUGUCUUCCACCCGCCCCUCUCCCUGUCUACUUCCCGUCCUCUCACCCUUCUUUGUCUCUUUCUGGAAUUCCUGGCUCUCUGCUGGAGCAUCCUGGAAGCUGCGGUGUAAAACCGGACGGUGCGUGCCAACACCAUCACUGGCUCCUGAUCCGUCUUGCCCUGAAAACCGGUGACCUUUCGAAAAUCAACAGGGCAUACGGAGCGGGGGGUGUGUCCAGAAUACUGGUGAUGGAUCGUAAGGGAGAUUUCGGAGAGGACGGGUGUGUGUCCACUUCCGAAAGCAGGGAUGAUACGUUGGCACCGCUGUCCGACUCCAGAGAGGAGUUUGAGAGCGUGAGUGAAGCCAGGGACGAAGAGGAGGAGGAUCAAGACGAGAGUCUAGAAAUGGAGAGUCCUUCGGAGUGCAAGAGGAGCUCGCCGGAGGGUAAGUCUGUGUUCGGGGACAGUCCUGAACCGAAUUACUGCCCUACCGAAUCCAGCUCGACCUUAUACUUCAGUGCCGACCCACAAUCGCCCAGCAGCUCCAGUAACCCACGGCUGGAUCACGAGACGCCCUUCAGUUUCGGUUCUGGUACUGGUCUAGAAACUCUAGACGAGCUGAGUCCCAUUUCCACAGAUGGUGGGCUGCACAGGGGUCUUGUUAGGGGGCUUCUUAGCCGAGCCGGACCCUGCUACACCUCCACACCCGGACUGAAUGGACAAGGGCUUCCAGAGAGUUCUGUAACCCACAUCAGAGGCCCCCGCAGGCAGGUCGUUCUCUCACGCAGGGGUCUGGAAGAGGACGCAGGAUUUAAACCAAAUUAACUUAAGCUUUAAUAUAUAAAAUGCAAGCAGAUGCAGCUUAAAAACUUGAACCUGGAUAUUUAAAGCUGAAGUGUGUAAUUUCUGUGCCACUAGCACCAUCGAACAGAACUGCAAAAAUAAACACUAUUUUUAGACAGUUUUAGGAAUACAUCCCAGGUCUGCUGUUGAUCAAACAAACAGAUAGUCCUGCCCCAAACUCAACGCCAUUGGUUAAGUCAUUGUUGUGUCGGGCUGGACGGGCCGCUCAAAAUAAACAGAGGAAUUUUUAUAGCGCCACAGAGACACAGGGCCCUAUAUUAAGAGUGCUAUGCUUUAAGUCAUAUGUGAAAAGUCAGUGGGCAUGGCCAUUAAGUUUUGGUAUUUUAGUGCAAGCAUGCGGUAAGUCUAGGCGCAAGUGGGUUUGGUGAAAUUGUGCACACAAAGCGCUAAUGGGCUGGGUCAAGUGCAAUUUAAUUCUGAGGUUCUUCUCCGGUUAUUGCACCAUCUGCAUCCUAUUAUGUAGUCCAUUCCCUGACAAGCACCAGUGAUAUAAACAAAGACAACAUAUUCAUAAAAAAUUGGUAGUGUGAAUUGACUGUAUGCAAUUAAUUAAAAGGACAGAAAUAUGCACUUACGUUAUUUUGUGCUUUAACUGUGUCCUUGUUGAAUGACAAAUUGCAUAUUUCUAUGACAGUGACACGGCCCUUUUAUACGCACGGAAAAAUGUUGUUCAGGAUUUGGAUCUAGGCUCCGUUAACAUUAUAGAUAAUAUAAGUAUUGUUAAUAAAAUUGAAGUGUUUGUGUUGAAGUGACACACAAAUAAUGGCUAGUAUUAACAGUGAUUGUAUCAGCCUUCCAGGUUAGAUUGUGGAUCGAGGGAUUGUUUUUUUUUUCAUGCACUUCACUUCUACCAGUCGAUUUUGCUUUAAAAAAGAAAUACAUUUUAUAAUUAAUAAAUUAAUAAAAAUAUUUCUAAAUUCAAAUUACACGUCACACUAAAUUAAAAUAUAAUAAAAAUAAUGAAGUGAUCAAAAAAUCUUAUCUAACGACCUCCCCAAUUCCAAACUGUCAGAGAAUGCAGAGGCAGGAGCAAAAGUUUAAAAAAACAAAGGAUUUAUUAAUAUAACCAAAAGGGGAAAAACAAUCAUAAACUACCCCGUAGGGGAAUAAUAUAAUCCAGGCUGGAGAAGAACUUGACCCAGGACCAAUCAGACCAGGCAAGGAUGGGGGAAUGAACUGGGAACAGGACCGACUUGAGACAAGACCAAACACACACAAGACCGACUUGAUGACACCGAUCGACUGGAACAAAUAAGCACACAAGACUGGAAACAAGACGAACUGGCACUGGACAGUUAACACGAGGAGACUAAAAUAGGGAGAGAAAUCAAACGGGUUAACAGGGGACAGGUGAGGCAAAUGAACAAAUAAUAAGCAAACAAGGAGGCGGGGUAUGACAUAGGACAGAGAGACACACGGUGAUACAGAACAAAACAAAGCCAUGUGCUCUCACAAGACAACAAAACACCCGAAUGAGCAUGAGCAUGAGCACACAUCACCAAGACAGUAAGGCAAUAUACGCCCGUGCCAACCAACAAACAAGACGAGAGAAUGCGUAGCAACGGCAAACAAAGAGAUGCCACACAUUCUCACACUAAACGAAACCUGAGCGUACAUCGCGAGACAAACGCCACGCGAUACAUGCAACAGGCGACAAAAAUAAGACAGGACACCUGUGUGGGAGUUCGGCCACACACACACCCGACACCUUAGACCGAAGUGACCGAACCUCAGCACAACAUGAAGACAACUCACGACCUGGGCACGCAACGCAACGCGAGCAUGACGCAAGGCACACCCAUGUUCGUGAGAGCCAGACAAACUAUUGACGCAAGUGCAUGCUGCCAAGAUGACAUAAGCGUGAUGCACCCACGUCAAUAACAGACAGACAUGGAGCACGAGUGUCCGGAUCCCGAAAACGAUCCAGACAGGAAGUCAGGACCCAGACACCGUGCUCCCGACAUGAAACAAGACUGACCGAAGAGCGCACGGCAGGGAAUACAACCGAAACUUUGCACUCACACAAAGAUAGACAAUGAAACACAAGACAGACAUGGGACGAUAAUGCCACGGUCCUGUCAGACAAAAACCCAGACUGACAGAGUGACAGGACCAUGACACAAACUAUUUACCCUCUCCAACUUCUUUCACCAGCUUCUUUCGGAGUUUGGACAUGUACUUUAUUACCACCUGCUGGUGGAAUCUCCAAACUGCUGAUGCAGUGACUGAGUUUAGACUUUGUUAGACUUUGAAAACAGACAUGGUGCUGAAAUAUCUUAGCGCAGUGACCUAUUUCUCAGGAAAAUAGCAAAUUGCGCUUUGCGGCAUUUUAUACUGUAAACAUACAAUACACCCACAGUUUGCGCACAUACACCCACAGAUAGUACAAACACGCAAUUACACUCUGCUGCUUCAAGGCAUUAGAAACAAAAAAUAACUCUGAUAUGGGGAAAAAGUGUGAACUUGUUUUGUUGUUGUUGUUGUUGUUUACAUUUCUUUUAGGGAUGCCAACUUUUCUCCAUGCAAAUUUUUGGAUUUUGAGCGCUUCAAUGCGGGACGUUCUGUCUGACCAGGAUAGGGAUUGGGGGGGGGGUCCAAUAUGGGAUGUUUCACCAUCUGACCAGGGAGGUGCCCCAAUUCCAGUCUGAGUCUCCUAUUGUCCCUUCUUCAGUUGGUGACUUAACUCUGGAUAUAUUAAUUUUGGCCAAAUCACGGGAAGUCCUGGCUAAUACAGGACAGUUGGCGACCCUAAUUUCAUUGCACUUUUAUCUGUUUUGAUUUCUGUGUCUCUCUCACUCUUGCUCUUUGCUUAUGUUCGGAAUGGAAUACUACUGUGCUGCAUAAUGCACGGUAUAUACUGAAUAAGUAAUAAUAUUUGAUCAAAUAGUAUGUGAAAGAGUACAGCAUAUGUAGCACUACAGUGACCUCAUUACAAGCAUGUUUAUUUCAAUUAAUCUCAUAAAUAAAUACACUUAUUUUGCUUAAUCCAGUUUUAUGUAAAAAUAAGCAUAGAAGUAGAUUAAAAAUAAAAGCUGACAUUACUUAAUGGUUCAUUCAUCAUACUGGAAAUGGAAGGUCAAGUCGAUUACAUUGAAUUUUUGGUGUUCACUACAGUAUUCCACGCCAUGUGUUCUGGUUGCAUACUGGAGGUAAUCUGGUUAUUCCAUGCAUAAAAAAUUUAACAUUUUGUACAUUGUAAAUAGGACGUGUAGUAUGGAAGUAUGCCAUUCCGAACAUACCCCAUAAAAAUAAAAAUAUAAAAAAAUCAAUUUGCUGUUGGUUGGAGAUAAAAGCACAACGUUCCUCUCAUAUCUGUGUUCUGAUAAGCUUAUAUUCUCUCAGAACUUCACUUUCAUGAAGGGCUAUGGUCUGGAUUAUCAUUCUUUGGCAUAUAGUGUCUGAUACAGAUAGAGAUAAAUCAGCAUUAGAGUAUUUGCUUUUAUCUGCUUGUACUAGUAUAUGCCAGGAUUCUCUUCCUCUGAUUUAUUUUAAUAACUCCUUUAAAGGAUAGGUCAAUUUAUGUGAAUAGCUUCUCACAUAUUUUUGUUUGUUUGUUUGUUUUUAUAAAAUGUUUGAUUUGCAGAUAUAGUUAAUUAGGCUCUUUAAAGGAAUGUUCGGGGUUCAAUACAAACCUCAACUGACAUAGUUUGUUGCAUCGAUUACCGCAGAAUUGUGUUUAUAAUAAAGGACUAACAAUGGAAAAUUACUGCAACCAAUUUUUGAGACAUGAGACAAUAUUGUCCUGUUGUAAUCAAUAUUACGCCACAAAUGUUGACAGUUGAACUUUUAUUGAGCCUGGAAUAUUCCUUUAAUUUGAUAAACUAAUCCUAACCCUAUAAGGAAAUAUGAAGUGUUAUCCAAACUCAUUUUAGGCCUUUUAAGGUGUAACAAUUGCACCCUAAUUUGGAAAUGUGAAGCAUCCAAAGCUAUUUAUUUAUUUAUUUCUAAAGCUGAUGCAUGGUGCUACUGUAACAUGGCUAUGGUUUGAGCUCACCUUUUAAAAUCCAGUACAGAAUUGUUACAAAUUACAAAUCAAAAAGGUAAAAACCUAAAUAUUUUGGAUAAAAUAUAUUUGCCUUGGAUAUGUUUCAGGGAUAUUUCAUUGAAUAUCUGAACAAUACUGAACACUGGUGUGGUUUUUCACUGUUUGACGUGCUCACUGUGUUUGUUUUUACAUUGUUUUGUCAUUAAGGGAUUUUGAGAGUGUGUAUACUACAGAGUAAUAUUUAUGUACAUGCUUGUUUAUUAAGAUUAUUGUGUGCGCAGUAGCUGGGUAAUGUGCCCUAACAGGACUCCUUGUCAAUAUUUGCAAUAAUUUCAAAGCAAACUCAGCCAUCCAGUUAUGAUGAUGAGAUGAUGUGUAUUUUCUGUAUCUGGACUGUAUACUGUUUAUGGUGAAUAGCAUUUACUUAUUUAAUUAAUUUUACUAUGAGCAUUUAUCAACAUCAGUGUAAAAUCAAGCCCAUUUUUAUCUUGUGUAGAUAAGUACACCAAGAAAAUAUAAGUGUCAUAAAGAUAACUGCAGGAAAUUAGAAAAUAUACCAAAUAUAAAGUAAACUAUGAUUAAUAUACACAAAAGAAAAAAGAAAAAUCAGAUAAAACAUUGUAAAACUAAAUUAAACUAAUGUACUCAUACUUAAUAAAUACAUUUUGUAAUUUGUAAAAAUUGUAUUCUGUAUCUGUGAGAAUAAUCAAAUCAGUCUCCUAUAAAAACAGUGCAUUGUGUAAAAAAAUCUAUCACAAUCU
Messenger RNA from Myxocyprinus asiaticus (Chinese sucker), 6827 nucleotides. Its product is annotated as XK-related protein 5-like. Lineage: Eukaryota; Metazoa; Chordata; Actinopteri; Cypriniformes; Catostomidae. The coding region runs from base 489 to 2042 and encodes 517 amino acids. The transcript is spliced from 7 exons. Gene Ontology annotation, cellular component: plasma membrane. Gene Ontology annotation, biological process: apoptotic process involved in development; phosphatidylserine exposure on apoptotic cell surface; engulfment of apoptotic cell. The record is from RefSeq and is a predicted model, not a curated record.